Messenger RNA from Haliotis rubra (blacklip abalone), 1484 nucleotides. RefSeq names its product probable G-protein coupled receptor No9. Gene Ontology annotation, cellular component: plasma membrane. The record is from RefSeq and is a predicted model, not a curated record. Gene Ontology annotation, molecular function: G protein-coupled receptor activity. The coding region runs from base 187 to 1422 and encodes 411 amino acids. The transcript has 2 exons. Gene Ontology annotation, biological process: G protein-coupled receptor signaling pathway. NCBI's taxonomy places the organism in Eukaryota, Metazoa, Mollusca, Gastropoda, Lepetellida, Haliotidae.
GGUUAACUGUGAGCUUCGGAAUGUGAGCUCGGUGCUCAGGAUAUGAUUCACGUGAAUCCUUCUCAUGUCGGAAGGAAUUGUGUACAACUGCAGGCCUGGCUUUAGUAUGUCAUUACGCCACAGCUGUCCGGACUAAACGCUUAGAAUGGAGAGUGGAGAAUCGUAUCGUGGUAACUGUUGCCGCCAAUGAACACAACAAGACAGACAUAUGGCUACCAGCAGGGCGAAGAUUUCAACAUGGCGCAGGGCGUUCCAUCUACCGAUGAGGAGAGGAACCUGGCGCUCUGGCCGGCAUUGUUGUACGUCGGGCUGAUCAUUGUGACAGGGACGGUUGGGAACAUCGUUGUCUGCUACGUCUACGGUUACAGGCUGCGUCUGACAGUCACGAAACAAUUCAUGUUGGUCCUAGCAGUCCUUGACCUUGCCAACUGCUUGAUCUGCGCACCGACAGAGAUGGCUGUAAUGUUCAAGAUUGUGUCAUUUAAUGCCCCCGUUUGGUGCAAGGUGUCGCGGUUUUUAACCUACACACUAAAUGGUUCUACAUCAUUGAUAUUAUUAGCUAUAGCUGUAGACAGAUACUGUAAGGUGUGCAGACCUUUGAAAGUCUGUUUUACCAAAGUGAGAGCGAGGAGAAUGUGUAUGCUGGCCGUCAUCCUGUCACUGGGCAUGUCAUGGCCGUCACUGCUUAUCUACGGAAAUAAAACUUUGAGUAUCGGCGGCACACAGAACGGCACAACCUGCCUUAUAGAAGACGACUACGAAAACACCUGGUACCCAGUCAUAUUCUAUUCCGUAUUUUUCAUCAGUUUUCUUGCUAUUGCAGCAGCAAUUAUCUCCCUUUAUGUGAAAGUUGCAAUGGAGAUAAAGCUACUAAGGGGCCGACAGGAAGAACGUAUCCGAAGCAGUCCUGUCCAUAGGCGGAUAUCAGGGUAUGUGGACAACCCAGAACACAUUGAAGCAAAUGUGCUAGACAAUAACUCACUUGCAGUUGGAAGUGACUCUCAGUUAAGGCCUCCCUCCCCACGGGCCAACCAACACGCCGUAAAGCUGGCCCAAGCCCUUCUGAAGGAUCUCCACAACAAGAAGACAGCCUACAAGCCGGCCAAGUCUACCCUCAUGCUGUUCAUCAUCACGGUCAUCUUCAUGCUCAGUUUCCUGCCUUUCUUCAUCACUGCCUUGAUUCGUGGAGCAAAACGUGAAAUGUUCCUUGCGAAUCUAACUGACACCACUGAGAUUAUACUGUUCAACAUCUUUGUGCGCUCCUACCUGUUGAGCAACGCCGCCAACCCGGUUAUCUACAGUUUCUGCAACGCCAGGUUCCGGCAAGAGUGCCGGCCCAUAUUCUGCCCAUGCUGGAAGAGGUCGGAGAGCAACGUUGAAAUUAAAGUGGAACAUACGGACAAUACGCAGUCAAUUCUGUGACAGACUUGCUGUGAUUAAUACUAGGUGGUCCAGAGACAUCCCAACAGGGAAAACAAGUGAAU